This is a messenger RNA of Hirundo rustica (Barn swallow), 960 nucleotides long. RefSeq names its product ventral anterior homeobox 2 (gene VAX2). Lineage: Eukaryota; Metazoa; Chordata; Aves; Passeriformes; Hirundinidae. Gene Ontology annotation, biological process: central nervous system development; neuron differentiation; regulation of DNA-templated transcription. Gene Ontology annotation, molecular function: DNA binding; DNA-binding transcription factor activity, RNA polymerase II-specific. The record is from RefSeq and is a predicted model, not a curated record. The transcript has 3 exons. Bases 1 to 960 code for a protein of 319 amino acids.
AUGUUUGAUCCCGCCGCGCCGCCCGCAGGGAUGAGCGAUGGAGGGGCCGAGCCCGGCGGGAGCCCCGUGCUGCUGGCCGAGCCCGGCGACGCCGGGCGGGCCCGGGAGAAGCUGCCAAGCCGGGCGGAGCUGGAGAACGCCCUGCGUGCCGGAGGAGGCAGCGGAGGAACCGGCGGAGGCUUCAAGGACAUCCCGGGAACGUCCGCCGUCAGCCCCGGCUCCUCCAAGCAGCGCGCCCCGGACACCGAGAGCCCGUCGGGGACCGGCGAGGCGGAUUAUUGCCGCCGCAUCCUGGUGCGAGAUGCCAAAGGGACGAUCCGGGAGAUCGUGCUGCCCAAAGGGCUGGACCUGGACCGGCCCAAGCGGACGCGGACGUCCUUCACGGCGGAGCAGCUCUACCGCCUGGAGCUGGAAUUCCAGCGCUGCCAGUACGUGGUGGGCCGGGAAAGGACGGAGCUAGCGCGGCAGCUCAACCUCUCCGAGACCCAGGUCAAGGUCUGGUUCCAGAACCGCCGCACGAAGCAGAAGAAAGACCAGAGCCGGGACUCUGACAAACGCUCCUCCGGCGCCGCCUCCGAGUCCUUGGCCACCUGCAACAUCCUGCGGCUGCUGGAGCAAGGCCGCCUGCUGUCCCCUCCGAGCCUCCUGCCCCCUCCCGUCACCUCCAACCCCAUCUCCAGCCCUUCGGGGAGCGGCGGAGCUUUGGCCGGGCCGGGCCCCGCGUCCCCGGCUUCCGGCGGCUCCUCGGCCCCGGCGCUUUUCGGCUUGCACGUCCCGGCCGUGCCGGCCGCUUCCUCCUCGCCCUGCUCGCCCUCGCCGCGGCUGCCGGGGAGGCCGCUGCGUUUCGGGGCGCCGCUGCUGGGCUGCCCGCACGACGUGCCCGGCGUUUCCGCCUUCGAGCCUUACACGCGGCUGGAGAGGAAGGACGGUUCUAUACCCGGCGAGGAGCCCAGCCCUUAA